AUGUCCUCCAAACUAGACUACAUCAGCGAUACCUGGAAAGACGGCAUAUUUGCCAACAAGGUCGUCUUCUGCACCGGCGGCGCAGGAACAAUCUGCAGUGCCCAAGUUCGCGCUCUCGUCCACCUAGGUGCAAACGCAUGCAUCGUCGGACGGAACGUGGAGAAGACAGAGCGUGUUGCUAAGGACAUUGCCACUGUUCGGCCGGGUGCGAAGGUCAUUGGCGUUGGGGCUGUGGAUGUGCGCAAGCUUGAGAGCUUGCAUGACGCGGUUGCGCGGUGUGUGGAGGAGUUUGGGGGGAUUGAUUUUGUGAUUGCCGGUGCCGCAGGCAAUUUCCUUGCUUCUAUCAACCAGCUCUCUGCCAAUGCUUUCAAAUCGGUGAUUGACAUUGACGUCCUGGGAUCCUACAACACCCUCAAAGCAACCCUGCCGUAUCUGGUGGAGUCAGCCAAGAAGCACAGGAUUGACCCGAACACUCUCAAACCUUCUCCCGCCGGCACAGGCGGCCGAAUCAUCUUCGUCAGCGCGACGAUCCACUACAGAACAAUGCCCUUCCAGACGCACGUCUCCGUCGCCAAAGCAGGCAUUGAUGCUUUGUCGCACAGCGUUGCUAUUGAGUUUGGUCCAUUGGGUGUUACUUCGAAUAUCAUUGCUCCGGGACCUAUUGCGGCGACUGAGGGCAUGGAUCGUCUCCUUCCCUCAGACGCCAAGCAAGCGUACAUCAAGUCCCAGCCAUUGGGCCGGAUCGGCUCCGUUAGGGAUAUUGCAGAUGCAACGGUCUAUCUCUUCGCGGAUACUGGAAGCUAUGUUAGUGGACAGGUAUUAGUUGUUGAUGGCGCAGCCUGGCGUAUGUCUGCUGGCGGUGGCUCGUUUGGAAAGCUCGAGUACCCCGAUUUCCUGUUGUCGGGGGAUGCGGUCCCGAAUGUGAAGGGGUCGAAGGAGAAGUCGAAGUUGUAA
Messenger RNA from Aspergillus chevalieri, 954 nucleotides. RefSeq names its product SDR family oxidoreductase. The record is from RefSeq and is a predicted model, not a curated record. Bases 1 to 954 code for a protein of 317 amino acids. The transcript is spliced from 5 exons. Gene Ontology annotation, biological process: fatty acid catabolic process. Lineage: Eukaryota; Fungi; Ascomycota; Eurotiomycetes; Eurotiales; Aspergillaceae. Gene Ontology annotation, molecular function: 2,4-dienoyl-CoA reductase (NADPH) activity.